AUGCCAAGUGAUUUAGAUAUAGAGUUUAAUGAAGAAUGCAUUAUUGAACAUAAUCGUCUAAGAGCUUUACAUGGAUGUCCAGAAUUAAUCCUUGAUUAUGAAUUAGCUAAAGAUGCACAAAAAUAUGCAGAACAUUUGGCAAGUGUUAAUGAACUUGAACAUUGUACAGAUACUGAUUCAGGGGAGAAUUUAGCUUUUUUUACAACUACUACAGUUGCUCAGAAAAAAGAUUUUACAGGUCAGUUACUUGAUAUUUCUUAA
Messenger RNA from Schistosoma guineensis, 261 nucleotides. Lineage: Eukaryota; Metazoa; Platyhelminthes; Trematoda; Strigeidida; Schistosomatidae. The record is from the annotation of a GenBank genome assembly.